This is a messenger RNA of Orcinus orca (killer whale), 5325 nucleotides long. It is a transcript of the gene UGGT2, whose product is annotated as UDP-glucose glycoprotein glucosyltransferase 2. Bases 80 to 4762 code for a protein of 1560 amino acids. The transcript has 40 exons. Gene Ontology annotation, molecular function: UDP-glucose:glycoprotein glucosyltransferase activity. Gene Ontology annotation, cellular component: endoplasmic reticulum. The record is from RefSeq and is a predicted model, not a curated record. NCBI's taxonomy places the organism in Eukaryota, Metazoa, Chordata, Mammalia, Artiodactyla, Delphinidae.
GCGGGAGGAGCCGGGGGUAGCUUAGUCGCUGUGGGCUGUGGGCGCCGGGUCCGGGGGGUCGCGCUUCCUUCUCCGCGCCAUGGCGAAGGCCGGCGACGUGGUGCGGCUGCUCCUAGGCUCCACCGCACUCUGGCUCUCGCUGCUCGGCGCGCGGACCGCCUCCGCGUCCAAGGCGGUGACUGCCAACUUGGCCGCGAAGUGGCCGGAGACCCCGCUGCUGCUGGAGGCCAGUGAAUUUAUGGCAGAAGAAAGUAAUGAAAAAUUUUGGCAGUUUUUGGAAACUGUACAAGAAUUAGCAAUUUAUAAACAAACAGAAUCAGAUUAUUCUUACUACAACUUAAUCCUGAGGAAAGCUGGACAGUUUUUAGACAAUUUACAUAUCAAUCUCUUAAAGUUUGCUUUCUCUAUAAGGGCAUACUCUCCAACUAUUCAGAUGUUUCAACAGAUUGCAGCUGACGAGCCUCCACCAGAUGGCUGUGAUGCAUUUGUGGUUAUCCACGAGAAACACACGUGUAAAGUUAAUGAGAUUAAAAAGCUGUUGAAGAAGGCUACUUCAAGGCCCAGACCUUAUCUGUAUAAAGGAGACCACAAAUUUCCUGCAAACAAAGAGAACUUACCAGUGAUUAUCCUCUAUGCAGAAAUGGGUACCAGAGCAUUUCGUAAAUUUCACACGGUGUUGUCUGAAAAAGCUCAAAACGGGGAAAUUCUUUAUGUUCUUCGGCAUUAUGUUCAGAAACCAGCCUCACAGAAAAUGUACUUGUCUGGCUAUGGUGUGGAGCUAGCGAUUAAGAGUACAGAAUACAAAGCGUUGGAUGAUACCCAAGUCAAAACUGUGACUAAUACUACUGUAGAAGAUAUUACUGAAACAAAUGAAGUUCAAGGAUUUCUCUUUGGGAAAUUAAAAGAAAGAUAUUCAGAUCUUAGAGAUAAUCUGACAACAUUCCAAAAAUACCUGAUUGAGAGUAAUAACGAAAUGAUGCCUUUGAAAGUCUGGGAACUACAAGAUCUUAGUUUUCAAGCAGCUUCUCAAAUAAUGUCCACUCCAGUUUAUGAUGCCAUAAAAUUAAUGAAGGACAUUUCGCAGAACUUCCCCAUAAAAGCCAGAUCUCUGACCAGAAUUGCUGUAAAUCAACGUAUGAGGGAGGAAAUACAGGAAAAUCAAAAGCAUCUUCAAGAUAGAUUUGAAAUUCAGCCAGGCGAUGCUGGUCUCUAUAUAAAUGGACUUCAUGUUGAUAUGGAUUCUUAUGACCCUUUUAAUCUUUUGGAUAUGCUGAAACUAGAAGGAAAAGUGAUGAAUGGCCUUCGCAAUCUUGGGAUCAAAGAAGAACAUAUGAGCAAAUUUUUAAAGUUAAGCUCGCCUGAUUGGGACGAUACCUAUGCAUUAGAUAUUAGACAUCCUUCCAUAAUGUGGAUUAAUGACUUAGAAACUGAUGAUUUGUAUGUUAUGUGGCCUUCAAGUUGCCAGGAACUCUUGAAGCCAGUGUCCCCUGGAAGUAUACCUUUCAUAAGGCGUAAUUUUCAUAAUUUGGUUCUGUUUAUUGAUCCGGCUCAAGAAUAUACCGUGGACUUUAUAAAACUUGCUGAACUUUUCUUUUAUCAUAAAAUUCCUCUUAGAAUUGGUUUUGUGUUCAUUGUUAAUACAGAUGAUGAAGUUGAUGGAAAAAAUGAUGCUGGAGUUGCUCUUUGGCGAGCUUUCAACUAUAUUGCAGAAGAGCAUGGUGUAUCACAAGCAUUUAUUUCCAUAGUACACAUGUACCAAAAAGUAGAGAAUAACAAUAUACUCACUGUGGACAAUGUGAAGGGUGUUCUCCAAAAUGAAUUUCCUCAUGCUAACAUUUGGGAUAUUUUGGGAAUUUAUUCUAAAUAUGAUGGUGAAAGAAAGGCAGGAGCAAGCUAUUACAGGAUGACUGGCCUGGGUCCUUUGCCUCAAGCUCUUUAUAAUGGUGAAUCCUUUCACCAUGAAGAGCUGAAUAUUCGGGAACUAGAAACGGCUGUUCUUCACAGAAUGAUGGAUGAAACUGCAUAUUUACAAAAGGAAGUUUUUAUGGGUACAUUAAAUGAUCGAACAAAUGCAAUUGACUUCCUUAUGGAUAGAAAUAAUGUUGUGCCCCGUAUAAAUCCUUUGAUUUUGUACAAUAAAUGGCAGUACCUUAAUUUAAUAUCUACAUCAGUAACUGCUGAUGUUGAAGAUUUCUCUACUUUCUUCUUCUUGGAUUCACAAGAUAAGAGUGCUGUAAUUGCAGAGAACAUGUAUUAUGUAACCCAGGAAGAUGAUGUAAUUUCUUCAGUUACUUUCUGGAUUAUUGCUGAUUUUGAAAAACCAUCUGGGAGAAAACUGCUUUUUAAUGCAUUAAAUCACCUGGAAGUAAGUGUUCAUGGUCGGUUGGGAGUUAUUUAUAAUCCUACAUCAAAAAUAGAUGAAGAUAACACAGCUAUUUCCAGAGGAAUUCUGGCAGCUUUUCUUACACUGAAAAACAGCUUUUUGAGAAACUUUCUCAGGAAACUGGCAGAGGAAGAAACUGCUACAGCUAUUUACUCUGGAGAUAAAAUUAAAACAUUCCUUACUGAGGGAAUGGAUAAAAAUGCCUUUGAGAAAAAAUAUAAUACCAUUGGAGUGAAUAUUUUUCGAACUCACCAGUUGUUCUGUCAAGAUGUACUUAAAUUGCGUCCUGGAGAAAUAGGUGUUGUCAGCAAUGGGAAAUUCUUAGGACCUUUAGAUGAAGAUUUCUGUGCAGAAGAUUUUUACUUGUUGGAAAAGAUAACAUUGACUAAUUUAGUAGAGAAAAUUGAAGACAUUGUUGAAAAUACAGAAGUCAACUCAAAGAACCUGAGUGACCUUGUUAUGAAAAUCGAUGCCCUUCUUUCCUCUUUACCUAAACAUGCAUCUCGGCAUGAUGUCACAUUUCUUGAGGAGAAUCACAGGUCAGAAGACCCAUAUUUGAAGGGAAUUUUAAUUAGCUUUUAUUUGAUUGCUGAGAAGUUAUUUCACUGCAGAAGUCUAGAUAUUUAUAGUCUUCUUGUACCAAAGAAGACCAAGAUCCCUGUAGUCUUACAGGGGUACAGUUUGAUUUGCAUUAUAAAGAUGAAUUCUCAGCAGAAUGAUAUGUCCUUUGAUGUCAUUGCUAUUGUUGAUCCAUUGACGAGAGAGGCACAGAAGAUGGCACAGUUAUUGAUUGUACUUGGCAAGAUUAUCAACAUGAAGAUAAAACUGUUCAUGAACUGUAGGGGUAAGCUUUCAGAAGCCCCUUUAAAGAGCUUCUACCGUUUUGUUCUGGAACCGGAACUGACAUUACCACCUAAUGAUGUUACUGGACCAGUGGCAAAAUUCUUGGAUAUCCCUGAAUCACCCCUUCUAACCCUCAACAUGAUUACUCCUGAAAGCUGGUUGGUUGAAACAGUACACAGCAACUGUGACCUUGAUAAUAUUCAUUUAAAGGAUAUUGAGAAAACUGUCACAGCAGAAUAUGAACUAGAAUAUCUACUGCUCGAAGGACAUUGCUUUGACAUAAUCACAGAAGAACCUCCUUGGGGUCUGCAGUUUACACUGGGCACAAAAAAUAAACCUGUUGUCGUUGAUACAAUAGUGAUGGCCAAUCUUGGAUAUUUUCAAUUAAAAGCAAACCCAGGUGCUUGGAUACUGAAAUUACGCCAAGGAAAAUCUGAAGACAUCUAUCAAAUAGUUGGGCAUGAAGAAACUGACUCUCAACCAGACCUAGGAGAUGUCAUUGUUGUGCUAAACAGCUUCAAAAGCAAAAUACUGGAAGUACAAGUACAAAAAAAGCCAGACAGAAUUCAGGAAGAUAUCCUUUCUGAUAAAGAUGAAAAAAAAGGAGUGUGGGAUUCCAUUAAAAGUUUCACAAGGAGCCUGCAUAAAAAAGAAGACAAUAAGGAAACAGACGUUCUAAACAUUUUUUCAGUUGCUUCUGGCCAUUUAUAUGAACGCUUUUUAAGAAUUAUGAUGCUUUCUGUUUUACGGAACACCAAAACACCAGUGAAGUUCUGGUUUCUUAAAAAUUAUCUCUCACCAACAUUUAAAGAGGUGAUCCCUCACAUGGCUGAGGAGUAUGGAUUCCAAUAUGAACUAGUCCAGUACAGGUGGCCCCAGUGGCUUCAUCAACAGACGGAAAAACAAAGGAUUAUUUGGGGUUAUAAGAUUCUUUUCCUUGAUGUCCUUUUUCCUCUUGCGGUGGACAAAAUCAUUUUUGUUGAUGCUGACCAGGUUGUGAGACAUGACCUAAAAGAACUCCGAGACUUUGAUCUGGAUGGAGCUCCUUAUGGGUAUACUCCCUUCUGUGAUAGCCGCACGGAAAUGGAUGGAUAUCGUUUCUGGAAGACGGGAUACUGGGCAUCACAUCUUUUAAGAAGGAAAUACCAUAUCAGUGCCUUAUACGUGGUGGAUCUCAAGAAGUUCAGGAGAAUCGCAGCAGGUGACAGGCUCCGGGGCCAGUACCAAACUCUCAGUCAAGAUCCAAACAGUCUUUCAAACCUAGAUCAGGAUCUUCCCAACAAUAUGAUUUACCAAGUUGCCAUUAAGUCUCUUCCCCAAGACUGGUUGUGGUGUGAAACCUGGUGUGAUGAUGAAUCCAAACAGAGAGCCAAAACAAUUGACCUGUGCAAUAACCCCAAAACAAAAGAACCUAAACUAAAAGCUGCUGCCAGGAUUGUCCCAGAAUGGGUGGAGUAUGAUACUGAGAUACGACAACUAUUAGAUCACCUUGAAAACAAGAAGAAAAAUGCAAUUUUGACACAUGAUGAACUCUAGCACGGGCCUGUGUAAGAAGAUGAGAAAGUAUGACGAGAAAUCUGCCACCUGCUGGGGAAAUGUGGAACUACUGCUAAGACUUCUGAAAGUUGCAUUAAGGAUCAGUGACAUAUUCUUCAAUUUAAAUUAAUUAUUUAAAAAUACAUGUGUUUAAUGUAUUGAAUAAGUUAUAUAAGCAAUGGCCAUUGAGUAUUUAAAACUAGAUUGUUCCUCUUUCCUGAUUGCUUAAAACUGUUUUCACCAGUUAAAGUGAUAAUUUUGCCGGAUAACCACGUAGAAGAACGUAUCUGACUAGCUGGUCCUCAUGGGGAAUUAGCAAACCAUCUACGUGUUUGGAUAUUCCAGCUCUAUGUGCAUCCAUAUUUCUUCAUUCAAAAGAUGCUUUUAAAUUAGAGAAAUCUAUUUUGUGUUUUUUCUUCUGAGAAAGAAGGACUCAUGGUUAUCUCCGAAUAAUUUUUUUUUUAAAGUAAGCCCAUUUACACCUUAACUGUUGUUUUAAAAUGGAAGUAGUGUCACACUGUAAUUAUUUUGUUUAUCCUAAACUAUAUGAUGUUUUAAUCCUA